CACACACACACACACACACACACACACACACACACACACACACACACACACACACACACACACACACACACACACACACACACACACACACAUAUCCACAGCUGGUCUGGCCAGCAGACAUGAGCAGCAUUAUGCCACAUCCUACCGGAGUUGCGACCGGUCGGGCUACAGCGCGUCUCGGAAGAGACGGUGGAAGUAAGGCGGCUCACUCCAUUGAGCUCUGAAACACACCACUCUACACUACUUCUGUUUCUAUUCCUGAUGGUUUGCAGUAUUCCGAUCGAGGGAUUUUCAUGCAGAGGGUCGCCUAUCUAAACGACGCCAAUCAGGAAGAGAUCAAGCGGUGGAAGACAUCGGAAGACAUUGGUGUUUCACACACUCCGGGAGGCAGAGAGACGCACACUCCGGGAGGAGGAGAGAAACACUCUCCGGGAGGAGGAGAGACACACACUCCGGGAGGAAGAGAGGCACACAGAGAUAAAGAGACCUGAGAGGAGUGAGGCGGACCCUGGAUGCUCAGCCUCUCUCCCGCCAGCAGACUCAUCUACCUCCGGUCCUCCUGUCCCCCUCGGCUAUCUAGAGAACACUUUUCUUCUCGGUCCUUUUUUCUUGUUGUCUCGACCGUCCAUCUUCAUCUCUCCUUUCUCUUUGGACUUGCUUUCUAUGUAUUUGAGGGGAGGACGGGUCGACCACAUUUGGACCACUAGCUAGCCCUGAGCCACCGGGACAGCACACACCAGCUCGGAUCUGUGUUGAAAACACACACCAGCCCGGGUCUGUGGUGACCACCCCCCGCAUGGAGCCGUCGGGAUGGCCUGCAGCACGUGCUACUACCUGGUGAUCAGCUCCACUCACCUGAGCAACGGACACUUCCGCCGCGUCAAGGGGGUCUUCCGCGGACCCCUGUGCCCCACCGCGACCAGCGACUCACCGGAGUCUGCUGAGAAGGCUCUGAGCUGUUCGUUGGAUGAUCUGAAAGCUUCAUUCUACUGUGAUCUGUGUGACAAGCAGUACCUCAGACACCAGGAGUUCGACAAUCACAUCAACUCCUACGAUCACGCACACAAGCAGAGACUAAAGGAGCUCAAGCACAGGGAGUUUGCUCGUAACGUGGCCUCUAAAUCAUGGAAGGACCAGCGCAAACAAGAGAGGGCCCUGAGACGCCUGCACAAGCUCGCACAGCUGCAGCAGGACAGCCAGGGAGUCCCAGAGCAGAGCUGUGAACCCAGAGGUCCAGCCAGGGACAGAGAGGGCGAACAGAGGCACUGGCCUGAGUCCUCAAGGCCCCCCCAGAGGCCCACCCUUCACCGCCCUAGCGCCUACCCGGGCGCUACAGAGAGGGCGGGCGGGUUGCUGAUCUCUGUGUGCCGAUCUCCACCUUCUCCACCCAAAGCUGCUUGUUCUGCUGAUCCUCAGCACCACCUCCCCACCGCCCAUUCCCAGCAUGCAGCAGUGGACCUGAGCGACCCACAUUGGACCCCCAGCAUCCCAGCUCUUGGGUGGGAUAACACGCUCCCCUAUCCGGGUCUGACCCCGCAAGCGCCCCGGACCGGGCCCAGGCUGGGGGUCUCCUUCUGCUUCUCCCGCAGAGGACCCCGGCUGGAGCCCUCCGCCUCCGUCUUCUCCGACCUUGAGGAGGACGAGAGAGAACGAAGAGAACAAAAGAGGGACAGAAGAAAGGGAAUAAUGGAGGAUAUAGACGAGGAGAUCAGGGCAAGAGGGGAGAGGGAAUGGCAGACACACGGGGCAGCUCUGGGGUCUCAGCCCAGCUCUGAGGAUCUGGGGCCCAAAGACACCAAGCCAAUGAGUGGCGUUGAGCCGCUUAGAGACCGGCCCAGAGGGAGGGGAGACACUGAAGAGGAGACUUUCAUUCCCACUGUACCACUUCAACAUCAGGCAUGCGGGAGGAAUCGUACUCACUCCUCACCUGCACAGAUCCAGGCAGGAUUCAUAAGGACCAUCCAUCCCGAUGGGCCGGUGUUCAGCCCAACCCCCCCUGACCCUCCAACUAGAGAAACACAGGGCCAGCUGGAGAGCCAGUAUGUCUGUGUGCGGAGCAAAGACGGCAUCACCAGUUUGCGAUGGCCUAUUAGUUUACUGAAAUACACCACGCAUGAACCUUGCCUUGCUUACAGCUGCAACCUGCUAUGUCCCAACCUCUGCCGACCCAGCCCGCAACCGGCCCCAACCCCAAGGAGUCCGGAGCAUCCCAACACAAAUCAGAGAUCAGGCCUCUUGUUGGAGUCUACAGGUCCCUCCAGCAGCCCAGCCAUCCUCACAGAAGAGACACACUUCUAUCUAGCACAGACGAGAAGCCAGAAGCCAAGAGCAAAAGGCAGGUGUGUGGCGGCAGAGCCCGGCGUGGACCCAGCCCACCUGCUCCUGCAGACCGCGCCGCAUUCAUCAUCAGAUAGGGACCUCGCCGGGGAGGGGGAGCCUAGCGCCCGCUGGGAGAAGACUGAGGGAGAAGCCUACCAUCUAUUCGACUCCCCUCCCAGUGACAGCUCUGACACAAACUCCCACAAUCCUCCAGGAGACAGAUUAGGGGGUGUGAGUGGGAUCAGGGGUAGAGCUGCCUCAGUCCUGAGCUGUAAAUUACAGUCUGUCAGCCGACCCGGUGCGUCGAGCAACAGCUCGUCCAGGUGUGCAUGUGGCAGCAAGGUGGCGUGCGCGUGUGCCAGAAAGCAACAGAACGCCUCCGAGGGUGUCUCAGGAACGUCACGAAAAAGGGGAAACGACAGUGUGAUGAAAGGCACGCCUGGAAAGAGAGGUGAGAGGGAGAAAUGUUCAAACAAGCGACGAGCAGCGAGGUGCAGGAUGAGGAGCGUCGUCACCACGGUCCCCACCGCGGCGGGCGGGGAGCGGGAGGGAGGCGAGGCAGGGGGGCGGCAGAGGAAGAGCAGGAGGAGGAGGAUGGAGAGGCAGACAGAGGGAAGGAAGAGGAGAAGGAGAGUAUACAAAGCAGGGAGCAGCUGUCUUCUAGGAAGAUGUGAGGCUGAACCAGUAUCUGUCACUGUCAGGAGCAGGGGGCCCCAUAGGAGCCACUACACAGAGUCCCAGUCACAACCCGACAGGGUGCAGGCGGGCCACUGCAGAGCGCACUCCCUGCCCAACAGAUACCCAGCAGGCAGGGAGGCCCAGCGAGGGAGGGAGGGGGAGGGAGAUGUGCUGGAGUCUUUCCCCUGGCGUUCUCACUUGUCCCCUCAGCCAUUCUCACCGGGAUGCACUACUAAAUUGUUUGGGGAUAGGGGUCACCAUGGCAACCAUGGGAGUUUCAUCGACUGCCAUUUCCAUGACAAUAGCUGUGAUAGCGGGCCAGCAGGGAAGAGAACGCUUCUCUGCGGGGAGAAUAAAUAUUUUUAUAGUCGCUGGAAGAGUGUGAAGUGCUGCCGGUUGUCAGCUGAGACAGGGGGCUGGAGGAACAGAGGAGCACAUGGAAGGAUCAGAGCGAGACACAGGCUGGGACAGUGGGGGGCGGGCCAGAGAGUUUCAGGGGGGGUGGGGGUGGGGGGGGCUACUAGCGGAGCGGCAGAUUGGGAUAUCGCAGGCCACUUUAGCCCAAAUGCAGGAGGGUGGAGCAGCAGACUGAGCAGGUGCUUCCGUCCAGAAAUGGCGGACUGGGACCGGGGCAGCCUUGACAGCUGGACCUGGGGCAGCAGCGACAGCUGGGAGGACCGGGGGACCUACAGGUCGACGCCGGGGUCCAAGGACCACAGGGACAGUCCGGCCUUUGUGUGGAGGCUGUCCGACAGCCCUCAACACCUCUCCAGUAGCCCAGAGUGGUGGGCCGGCACGCAGGCCACCAGAUGCCACAGCUCUCGAAGUCCCAGCAGCACCAGCGUGUCGGAGCUGAGCGGUGACUGCAGCAGGAGCACUACCCGGUCCAGAGUCAGCCUGCCUCAGUGGGAGGUUGGAUCCUCCUUCGAUGGUCUCUACGCUGGGGUUGAGAAACACUCCCCUCUGAGUGAAAAGCUGAGUGGCUCCUCCUCCUCAAACGCCGGCUACCAUCCCAACGCACGGGUCGACACAGCCUCGCCGGCCUCCCUGAUCCUGCCAAGUGCAAACACACAGCCCCGGUGUGCAAGCGGUAGCGCUGAUCAUCUGUCCCGGCCAAUGCAGCCUAACUCUGAGCCUGACCAUCACCCCCAACCCUUUGCCCCUGGCCCAACCAACACCUCGGAGAAAAGCCCUCCAGAGAGCGCCCCUCCACUGAGGCCAGCCAGGACAUGGCUCCUCCCUCUGAUAGGGAAGCUCCCUGCUAUUCAGAGGAUAGCCAGGAAGAGAAAGGGUUUAGAAGGGACGAGUCAGCAGGCCGAGGCAGAGGAGAAAAACAUAGUGAACGAGAAAGACUUUACAACACUUGCUAAUCAUAAUCAUUGCACAAAGAACGGUACUGUUUCAAGCUGUUGCAGUGCGGCUCCUCUCAGAAUGGACAAACAGACAGCUCAGCCCAUCAGCUUCAGCGCUGAGGAAAUGGACAAGUACCGUUUCCUUCAAGAGCAGGCUAGAGAGCACAUGCAGAAGGUUCUGGCCCAGAACCUGGAAAGGGGAACCAUGCAGCACAGAGACGCAGACCAGGGGAUCUACAUGCAUGUGUCACAGCUGAAGACCUAUGAACUGGAAGGACAUCACACGCUCCUGUCACACUUGCAGCCCCACGGACACCACAGCCACACACAGACAGAAGCACAGCACGCCCUUUCUAUAACCCCUCCUCCCAUGCCCACAUUCAUGCCUCCACAGGAGCCCUACGCCCAGCCCAUGCAGGUCGGACCCCCGAACCAGCCCUCUCUGCCUCUGUCUGCACUCCGACACAUCAUCCUACAGCACAGAGCCUCCUCAUCACCUUCAUCAUCCUCCAUCUCCCAUGGCCUCGCUCCGCACCCAGCCACGCUCUGCCACCAAAGCCAGCGCCACCUGCUCCAUCUACACCCCUCCCUGCCGCACCACUCCCAGCUCUCCCCGCUCUUUCCUCUCUCCGUCUCCAGCCUGUUCCCCUCCGUGCUGCUCAACCACCAGCCUCCUCCACCACCCCCUCUACUCCUUCCCCGCAUCCCGGCCUUUCACUUCGCCCCCCUGGCCUCCGCCCUGCCCCCAAUGGCCCUCCACCCACUGAGCACACAGCUCUUCCUGGACAAAGCCUGGCCGCUGAGGCUCCGGCAGAAGGCCUUAUGAAUUCUCUGCAGACUGGCAGCCGUGUCAGUGCCUCGUCUCCCCCGGCGACGGCUGCUUAGAGGGAGCAGGAGUCUCUGGCACAAUGUAACGGCUGCCAUCUGAACCGAGACAGGACAGAUGGGGAUGUGUCAGGGAUUGGGCUUUCUAUCAGGCACACAGCCACAGAUAUACAUCCAACUAGUGACUCGUUUUCAGAUUACCAUUUCUUCUUCAUUUAGCCUUCCUGCCCGUGCUGGAGCAGACAAGACAGCGUGAAAUCACUCUUUGAUCCGUAAGGCGUUUCCAUGGCUCUCCAGUCAGAGCAGGAAUGGAAGGGACUGCACACCUGCUAGUUCGGUUAGUCUCACUUUCCUCUGAACGCCAGAUAGAGCAAAUGCCUUUUGAAGUAUAUUUCACGCUGAGGAGAGAAAAGCAAGUAAAGAGAUAACAAUAUGCUGGUCUCCUCUCAUCUCCAUAUUAUGGAGGGUAUGUAGGUUAGAGCCAGGCCAAAGAUCAGGGGACUGGGGGCAUCACAUAGACACAUUACCAUGAUGUGUGUGUGUGUGUGUGUGUGUGUGUGUGUGUGUGUGUGUGUGUGUGUGUGUGGUUGUAUUUAAGUCCCAUUCUCCUUCCAUGCACACACACACACACACACACACACACACACACACACACACACACACACACACACACACACACACACACACACACAAACAAACAAACAAACAAACAAACAAACAAACAAACAAACAAACAAACAUAUACAAA
Molecule: messenger RNA, 5922 nt
Organism: Gadus macrocephalus (Pacific cod)
Lineage: Eukaryota; Metazoa; Chordata; Actinopteri; Gadiformes; Gadidae
Product: G patch domain-containing protein 8-like
Exons: 4
Coding region: 811-5175 (1454 amino acids)
Cellular component (GO): nucleus
Source: RefSeq, a predicted model, not a curated record